CGCGGGCGGACGCGGCGGCGGAGGAUGAGCCUGCAGGGCGCGCAGUGUCUCCGGCCACAGCAGAGAGCUGGAUUGGAAGAGGAGCAUCCAGGACUAGAACUGGUACUCACACGGGAUGCGGCACUUCAGAAUGAGGGUAAUUGUCCUGGACUGUUGGGAGGAGAAAUAAUGACUGUUGAUGAUGAUAAUAACAAUGUGGCGAACGUGUGUGGAGGGCUUACUUGCCAAGGAGCACUCCUAAUGACUUGUGUUACUUCAUUUAAUCCUCAGACAUCUCAGUGAGAGUGUCUUAAAGCAUUCUACCUUGUGAGAUUGGAUGUUCUGGCAGAUAGUCAUUGUGGGAGAAAACGUUUCAUGUAAGUCCCAGAUGAGGACCGAAAACUUGAAGUCAGAGGAGCGUCUGAAAUCGAGUACUAUUAGGCAGGCCGAAGUGCUGAAGGCUGACAUGACAGGUACUGGAUUGUGUCUCUCGGCUGAUCCCAUGUCGUCAGAUUCUAAGCUGGGGCCGGCGGAGGUCUGGACUUCCAGGCAGGCUCUGCAAGACCUCUACCAGAAAAUGCUGGUUUCUGAUUUGGAGUACGCUUUAGACAAGAAAGUAGAGCAGGAUCUCUGGAAUCAUGCCUUUAAGAAUCAGAUCACAACACUACAAGGCCAGGCAAAGAACCGAGCAAACCCGAAUCGGAGUGAAGUGCAGGCAAACCUUUCCCUGUUCCUAGAGGCAGCUAGUGGCUUCUACACGCAGUUGUUACAAGAACUGUGUACAGUGUUCAAUGUAGAUUUACCGUGUCGUGUGAAGUCUUCCCAACUGGGAAUUAUCAGCAAUAAACAGACACAUACGAGCGCCAUAGUGAAGCCGCAGUCCAGUUCCUGUUCCUACAUCUGCCAGCACUGCCUCGUCCACCUUGGAGACAUCGCUCGCUACAGAAACCAGACCAGCCAGGCAGAAUCCUACUACAGACAUGCGGCUCAGCUUGUCCCCUCCAACGGUCAGCCUUACAACCAGUUGGCCAUCCUGGCUUCUUCCAAAGGAGACCACCUGACCACCAUUUUCUACUACUGCAGAAGCAUCGCUGUGAAGUUCCCUUUCCCAGCCGCCUCCACUAACCUACAAAAAGCACUUUCUAAAGCACUGGAAAGCCGGGAUGAGGUGAAAACCAAAUGGGGUGUUUCUGACUUCAUCAAGGCCUUCAUUAAAUUCCACGGGCAUGUGUACCUGAGCAAGAGCCUGGAGAAGUUGAGCCCUCUUCGAGAGAAGUUGGAAGAACAGUUCAAGAGGCUGCUGUUCCAGAAGGCCUUCAACUCGCAGCAGCUGGUGCACGUCACCGUCAUUAACCUGUUCCAGCUGCACCACCUCCGUGACUUCAGCAGCGAAACCGAGCAGCCCAGUUACAGCCCCGACGAGCAGCUCUGUUGGACUCAGUUGCUGGCCCUCUUCAUGUCUUUCCUGGGCGUCCUGUGCAAGUGUCCUCUCCAGGCUGAGUCUCAGGAGGAGCCCAGCAGCGCCUUCCCCCUCCCUGCGGUCAAGGUCUCCAUGGACUGGCUGCGGCUCAGGCCCCGUGUCUUCCAGGAGGCGGUGGUGGACGAGAGGCAGUACAUUUGGCCCUGGCUGAUUUCUCUUCUAAAUAGUUUCCACCCCCAUGAAGAGGAUCUCUCCAGCACUAACGCCACCCCACUUCCAGAGGAGUUUGAGCUUCAAGGAUUUUUGGCCUUGAGACCUUCUUUCAGGAACUUGGAUUUUUCCAAAGGCCACCAGGGUAUCACUGGAGACAAAGAGGGGCAGCAGCAACGGAUACGGCAGCAGCGCUUGAUCUCCAUAGGCAAGUGGAUCGCCGACAAUCAGCCAAGGCUGAUUCAGUGUGAAAAUGAGGUAGGGAAAUUGUUGUUUAUCACAGAAAUCCCAGAGUUAAUACUGGAAGAUCCCAGUGAAGCCAAAGAGAACCUCAUUGUGCAAGACACGUCCGUGGUAGAGGCGUUGGCUGCCGACGGGAGCCCAGGGCUGAAAUCAAUGCUGUCUACAGGCCGUGGUGACGCGGGAGAGAAACCAGCGGUCACCUUCAAAGAGAGCGCGAAGCCACGAGAAGUGACCAGAGACCCAGUCAGAAGUUUCCCUCCCAAAGAGGUGAAAUCCCAGACAGAACUGAGAAAGACCCCCGUGUCUGAAGCCAGGAAGACCCCUGUCACACAGACCCCGAGCCAAGCAGGCGCCUCCCAGUUCAUCCCCAUUCACCACCCUGGAGCCUUCCCCCCGCUCCCCAGCCGGCCAGGGUUCCCGCCCCCAACCUAUGUUAUCCCCCCUCCUGUGGCAUUUUCUCUGGGCUCAGGUUACACCUUCCCAGCUGGUGUCUCUGUCCCAGGAACCUUUGUGCAGUCCGCAGCUCACGCUCCAGCAGGAAGCCAGGUGCAAGCUGGGAAACAGUCCCACAUUCCUUACAGCCAGCAGCGGCCCUCCGGGCCAGGGCCAGUGAGCCAGGGCCCUCAGCAGUCACAGCCGCCUUCCCAGCAGCCCCUGGCUCAGCCAACAGCACAGUCCACAAGCCAGGUGCAAGCUCCAGCCCCAGCUCAGCAACAGCAGUCCCCCACAGACGCCGGGCCGGCUCUGGGGAAGAGCUCGCCUCCCCACUCUGGAUUCCAGCAGUAUCAACAUGCAGACGCCUCCACACAGCUGUGGAAUCCCCCUCAGGUCCAAGGCCCUCUAGGGAAAACCCUGCCUGUGAAACAGCCCUACUACCUUCAGACCCAAGACCCCGGGAAGCUCUUUGAGCCGUCACUGCAACCUCCGGUGAUGCAGCAGCCGCCUCUCGAGAAAAAAAUGAAGCCUUUUCCCCUGGAGCCAUAUAACCACAACCCCUCAGAAGUCAAAGUCCCGGAGCUCUACUGGGACUCUGCCUACAGCAUGGCAGACAGCCGCGCCGUCAUGCCACAGCCAGCAACCGUGGACCGCAGGGGCAAGCGGCCACCAGGAGUCUUCCGUCCAGAGCAGGAUCCCGUGCCCAGGAUGCCCUUUGAGAAAUCCUUGUUGGAGAAGCCGUCGGAGCUCAUGUCGCACUCGUCCUCCUUCCUGUCUCUCACCGGGUUCUCUCUCAGUCAGGAAAGGCACCCGAGCAGCAGUGUGUUCAACGAGGUGUACGGGAAGAACCUGGCGGCCAGCUCCAAAGCAGAGCUGGGCCCCUCCCUGGCCCCCCAGGAGACGUCGCUCUACUCCCUGUUUGAGGGGACCCCGUGGUCUCCGUCACUUCCUGCCAGUUCAGAUCACUCGACACCAGCCAGCCAGUCUCCUCACUCCUCCAACCCGAGCAGCCUGCCCAGCUCUCCUCCCACACACAACCACAGCUCCAUCCCCUUCUCCAAUUUUGGACCCAUCGGGACUCCAGAUAACAGGGACAGGAGGACUGGAGACCGGUGGAAAACGGACAAGCCAGCCAUGGGUGGGUUUGGCAUCGAUUACCUCUCGGCAGCACCAUCCUCUGAGAGCAGCUGGCAUCAGGCGAGCACGCCCGCCGGCUCCUGGGCAGGCCACGGCCCCUCCGUGGAGGAUUCCUCUGCGGUCCUCAUGGAAAGCCUGAAGUCCAUCUGGUCCAGCUCCAUGACGCGCCCCGGACCUUCCGCACUGGAGCAGCUCUUCAUGCAGCAGCAGCAGCAGCAGCGGGGCCGAGGCGCCGUGAACCCUCCACACUGAGGCCCGAGCGCAGCCCUGCGCAUGGAGGCUCCGCGAAGCCGGCCUGCCGGGCUCGCAGGCCUGGCGCUCAGCCCGGCGGUGGCAGCCCUCUGCCAUUCCUUGCUGUCGAGGGUGUAAGUGUGCCACCAGCCCGCUGGGUGUGCACGGAACGUCCGCAGUGCAACGGAAAGAAAACCCACCGGGAGCUCUCCGCCCCGGGCCCGUUGGUCCCGUUCGGUCACGGGUGUCGGCGCCUCCACCUCCGUCACGCAUGUCCCCAGCCACGUGGGAAGCGGAGGCUGAGAAGCCGCGGGAACGUCUCGGUCCCUCCUGAUCUUGGGGAUUAAACGGGAGUCCGUCUGGCUGCUCUGCUGACAGUGCGGUGGGCGGCUCUCCCAAACAGCCUCGCCGCAUCACUGCUCUCACUGACGUGCUGACAGGAAGCCCCGCCCCUCACUGCCCUGUGGGAGGCGGGUGGCCACAGGGCGAGCCUCGGCCUCUUCAGCCAGUGGCGGUGUGCGCGAGGCCUCGGGCGGCCCGGCCGGCCCUCCCCUGGCCCGGGGCCCCAGCGGAACGUGGGGGCGUGAGCCCCGGCGAGGACGCGCGGGGGUGGUGGUGCCGGGCUGGACUGGCAGCCGAUGUCUUUCCCUGCUGCGCCCACGGUGGGCAGCAGACGGGCCCGCGGGAGGCCGCCAGUCCGCUCCGGCCCCACGUGUCUGAACAGGGAGCAGCGUUCGGUUGGAUGAUUUCUGCCCCGACUGCCCGGUCGCCCCCUCCCCGCCCUGUGCUGUGUGCUACUAACUGUCUCUAUUCCCGACGUGCGCGACGGCUGGCCAAGCGGCAGCAGCGUGGGCUUCGGCGCGGGGCCCGGAGGCGGCCGAAGACGCGGGGCGUCCGCUUGAGCGUGGACUCGGAGACGGCACGGACACGCGCCCGGCGGCGGAACGGGGAGAGCGGGAGAUGGACUUUGACUUGCUAUUUAUUAGGCGCGAGGACUGAGUGCGCGUGUGCAGACGGCAGGCGGCGCCCGUCCUUCCUGAGGGGUCCGAGGGGAAUGAUGGAGACAAUGGAGAUGUCCGCUGCUGUGCUGCUGGCGGGGCCGUGCGGGGCGAGGGCGCGCUCCUCUCAGGGGCCGGAGUCCCGGGCGCUUCUAUUACUGCUUCGUUUGCCGUGGUGUUUGGGGUUUUGUUUUGUUUUUGUUUUUUUUGGCAAGGCCUGAAAGGGUGAAGCCCCCACCCGGUGGCACCCUGAGCCCCUUUGUGCUUCUCCCAGCCUUGCCUGGCCCUGCCCGGCGUGUGCGCACUGUGUGGCAGGCGGCUGCGGCACGCUGGGGCAGGAGCUGGCGCCGAGUACCCCCCAGCCCGGCCCCCGUGCCGACUCGGGGCGCACGGCUUUGCCUUCGCUGUGGAGAGAUGGGGGAGCAGUCGGCCUCGGAAACCGGCUUGUGUAGGAAACUGUGUUGGGGUUUUGGUUGGUUUGGGGGUUUUUGAGUUUGUUGGUUUUUUUCUUGUCUGUCUGUGCAAGACCUGCAGCUGCUGAAAUCAGCUUUGCCUUUAAUUAAACCAUGUUCUCUCCAACCAC
Messenger RNA from Lepus europaeus (European hare), 5236 nucleotides. RefSeq names its product SMG7 nonsense mediated mRNA decay factor (gene SMG7). The transcript is spliced from 25 exons. The record is from RefSeq and is a predicted model, not a curated record. NCBI's taxonomy places the organism in Eukaryota, Metazoa, Chordata, Mammalia, Lagomorpha, Leporidae. Gene Ontology annotation, molecular function: telomerase RNA binding; telomeric repeat DNA binding; protein binding. Gene Ontology annotation, biological process: nuclear-transcribed mRNA catabolic process, nonsense-mediated decay. Gene Ontology annotation, cellular component: telomerase holoenzyme complex. The coding region runs from base 317 to 3676 and encodes 1119 amino acids.